Molecule: messenger RNA, 1618 nt
Organism: Drosophila grimshawi
Lineage: Eukaryota; Metazoa; Arthropoda; Insecta; Diptera; Drosophilidae
Product: zinc finger protein 346
Exons: 1
Coding region: 150-1181 (343 amino acids)
Molecular function (GO): zinc ion binding; nucleic acid binding
Source: RefSeq, a predicted model, not a curated record
GCCUUGCGUUUCAUGUUCUGGACAAAUGCCUUCUGAAUAUUUAUGUGGUUAUCAUAUGAUAGCAAACACACCGACAGCAGAACCCCGGAGUCUGUGAGGCUGUUCGUAUUGCAAUUUAGCGCUUGAGUGUUGAUGCGCGAGAGUCGACAAUGAGCUCGAAUCGCUUUUUACCACCCGGGAAAGAUACAAUUGAAAUGAUGCAGGAUAUUAAGGAAAUUCCCACAAUUUCAUCGCAGCGAAAUCUUAAAAGGAAAAUCAGCGAUCCGCCCGAGGCCAACAGUUUUGUUAUGUUUCAAGGCCGAGACGAAAGCUAUCCGGAAGAGCUGAACAAAUUGAUACUGCCCCUGUCCUGUCAAUUAUGCAAGGCACAGAUGACCUCCAUGAAAAGCGCAAAGGACCACUAUGAAUCCAAAGCACACGAUCGUCAUAUUAGUGCCUGGCUGGCGAAAAAUUACACAGAGGUGGGCUUGCAGACGCCACCAGUUAAGCGUCUGGUGAAACAGGGCCCAACUGGUCCAAAUGCAUUCCACUGUAAUCUAUGCGACCUGGCCCUCACAUCGAUGACCCAUGCCCGCCAGCACUACGCGGGGCGCAAGCAUCAAUUGGUGGAGCAGAGACGCUCCAGGCCGUCCGGUGCUGGAUUCUACAAUGCUGAAGGUAAUUGGGUGCGCACUGGCACAAAAGCGGAGGUUGUCGCCGACGACGGUCGAUUUGGCAUUGGAGAACUAUUCGUCAAAGCGGCGGUUGUUACAGAUCUGCAGUACAUGGCAUCAGAUAUAGUUGAAAGCAAUUGUAAUGGAGACCAGCAGCUGGAAGCUAAGACGCCCGCUCUAGACGAAAGUCUUACAUGUAAAAUAUGCAAGAUUAGCGUCACAUCCGCAUCGCAAAUUAAAAUGCAUUUGGACGGUGCAAAGCACCAAAAGAAUCUACGCAAACAGAACCUGGAGGAUGAUGCAACAACGCCUGCUCUGUGUGGCGCGCCCGAGCACACAUUAAGUACAGCAGCACCUGUUGUCACUGAUGUUGAUGGGGAACUAUCCAUGUAUCGAACACCUUCCGGCUCGUACUAUUGCAAACUGUGCAAUAAGGCUAUGAAUCACAUAUUCAUAUUACAACAGCAUCUUCAGGGCAAGAGGCAUCUGAAGACUGUGCGUCAGAAUGCAGAUGCGAUUGUUCACUAAUAUACCGAAAAUGAACAGAUAUCUUAGGCACAACGAAGUUUACAUACCCUUGCAGACCGGAGGCCACCUGCAAACAAACAAGUUUUUCACACAAAAACUCAAUUUUCGACUGAUCCUUUCUAUGGAAGCUGUAUGAUGUCGUCUUCCCAUUCGGCCGACUCCGAUAUAUGUACCGCCUGCAGCAAAAGCACGGAUAUAUUCCAAGCUUCCUCAAGAUAGCUUAAUAACUGAGGGAUUGAAAUGGAUAGGCCGACGACCAUAGCUAUAUCGACUCGACUAGUGAUGCUGAUCAAGAAUAUAUAGACUUUAUGAGGUCACAGACGUCUCCAUUAGGGCGUUACAAAAUUCGCGACAAUUGAAUACCCUCUGCAAGGGUAUACAAAAUACAUUUGUAUAAGAAAUGCUUGACUAUAAUAAAAUACGUUAACCAAAAUUGA